GAAAUUUUUAUAAAAUUUUCCAACUUUUAGUGAAAAUGAAAUUAUUAUCGAUUCUAUUAUUGAUAAUUUUUUGCUAUUGUUUUGUUAACAUCGUUUAUGGAAUCAAACAGGUUCAUAUUUCACUUGGAACCGAUGAAACUGAAAUGAUUGUUACAUGGAUCAAACCAAAUAAACAUUAUUAUCAUUCUAGAUUCAACGCUAGUGUUUAUUAUGGCAAAUCAAAAACAUCAUUAAAUCAAACAGUAAAAGCAAAAUCUAAAUAUUUUAAAGAUGGUAAAACUAGAUAUACUACAUUUCGUGCAUUGAUGACUAAAUUGAAACCAGGAACUAAAUAUUAUUAUAGAAUUAAACUUGAUAGUAAAAAAUCAUCAUUAUUUAAAUUUAAAACAAUGAAAAAUGAUGAAAAUUUUUUGCCGCGAUUUGCCAUCUAUGGUGAUUUAGGUUAUCGAAACGCCAAAUCAAUGCCAUAUUUGAAAAAAGAUGUUCAUAAAAAUUUAAUAGAUGUUAUAUUUCAUAUUGGUGAUUUUGCCUAUGAUCUUAAUAGUAAAAACGGUAGAAUUGGACAUAAAUUUAUGAAAUUAAUUGAACCGAUUGCAUCGAAAGUUCCAUAUAUGACAUGUCCGGGUAACCAUGAAAGACAUGAUAAUUUUAGUCAUUAUGAUUCAAGAUUUUCAAUGAUUGGUGAUCGUAGUCAACCAAUUCAUUCAGAUCCAAUAAACAAACGUUUAAAUAAUCAUUUUCACAGUAUGACUAUUGGACCGGCAACAAUCAUAUUGUUUUCGACUGAAUAUUAUUAUUAUACGAAAUAUGGUUGGCAACAAAUCGAACAUCAAUAUCGAUGGUUAGAACAAGAACUAAAACUGGCUAAUGAAAAUCGUCAAAAACAUCCAUGGAUUAUUGUUAUGGGUCAUCGACCAUUUUAUUGUGUUAAAGUAGUUGAUAGAUCUUGUGAUAAUCAAACAAUGGAACGAAAAGAAAUUCGUCAAGGUAUCCGGAUGUAUGAUAAAGGUGAACGACACUAUGGUCUGGAAGAUUUAUUCUUCAAAUAUGGUGUCGAUAUUCAAUUCUAUGGACAUGAACAUUUGUAUGCACGGUUUUUUCCAAUUUAUAAACGAAAAAUGUAUAAUGGAACCAAAUCAAAUAAUCCAUAUGAUCAUCCAGGUGCACCUAUUCAUAUUACAACAGGUAGUGCUGGAAGUGUAAAAUCACAUCCAGUAUCUCAUCAAUCAGAUGAUUGGGUUACAAAAUAUUUGGAGGAUUAUGGUUAUACUAGAUUAAUGUUUGAAGAUAAAUAUCAUAUACGUUUACAACAAAUUUCGAUUAAUCAGCAUGGAAAAGUUAUGGAUGAAAUUGAAAUUCUAAAAAGUACACCCGAACCACAUUGGAUGAACGUUGUACAUCAAUGAAUCGAUGAUGAUGAUAAUGGAAAGGCUAUGGAUGAAAUUGAAAUCAUCAAAAGUUCAUCAAAACCGAAAUGUAUGCGUGGAUUUUGAACAGUUAUUUUCUUGCAAGUUUAUUACAUCUUUUUAAAAAAACUUGGA
Dermatophagoides pteronyssinus (European house dust mite) is the source of this 1541-nucleotide messenger RNA. Its product is annotated as acid phosphatase type 7-like. NCBI's taxonomy places the organism in Eukaryota, Metazoa, Arthropoda, Arachnida, Sarcoptiformes, Pyroglyphidae. The record is from RefSeq and is a predicted model, not a curated record. Gene Ontology annotation, molecular function: acid phosphatase activity; metal ion binding.